CUCCUGCUCGGUGGGACGGCGGCGCGUGCGGCUGCUCCGCUUUCCCCGCUCCGCGCGCCGACCUGGGCGCCCGCCGCCAGCAUGGACACUCGCCGCGGGCCGCAAAAGGAUGGCAGAGUAAAGAAGAACUUCAAGAAAUUCAGAUAUGUGAAGUUGAUUUCCAUGGAAACCCCGUCAUCCUCUGAUGACAGUUGUGACAGCUUUGCUUCUGAUAAUUUUGCAAACACGAAACCUAAAUUCAGGUCAGAUAUCAGUGAAGAACUGGCAAAUGUUUUUUAUGAGGACUCUGAUAAUGAAUCUUUCUGCGGCUUUUCAGAAAGUGAGGUGCAAGAUGUGUUAGACCAUUGUGGAUUUUUACAGAAACCAAGGCCAGAUGUCACUAACGAGCUGGCCAGUAUUUUUCAUGCCGACUCUGACGAUGAAUCAUUUUGCGGUUUCUCAGAGAGUGAGAUACAAGAUGGAAUGAGACUGCAGUCAGUGCAGUCAGACCGUGCAGGCUGUAGGACCCGCAGUCAGUGCAGAAGUGCCGGACCUCUCCGAGUGGCGAUGAAAUUUCCAACUCGAAACACCAGGGGAGCAGCCAACAAAAGAGCAGCGCCCCCUGAACCCUCGGAGAAUUCUGUGACCGAUUCCAGUUCUGAUUCAGAAGAUGAAAAUGGCAUGAAUUUUUUGGAGAAAAGAGCUUUAAACAUAAAGCAAAACAAAGCAAUGCUUGCAAAACUUAUGUCAGAAUUAGAAGGCUUCCCUGGCUCAUUCCCUGGAAGGCGUUCCCUACCAGGCCCCAGUUCACAAUCAAAGACACCCCGAAGGCGUACAUUCCCAGGUGUUGCUUCCAGAAGAAACCCUGAGCGGAGAGCUCGUCCUCUUACCAGGUCAAGGUCCCAGAUUCUUGGGUCCCAUAGUGCUCUACCCACAGAGGAGGAGGAGGAGGAGGAAGAGGAGGAGGAUAAGUUCAUGUUGGUGAGGAAGAGGAAGGCCAUGGAUGGCUACGUGAACGGAGAUGACAUGCCCCGAGGUCGUCGCCCCGGAUCCAUGACCCUUCCACAUGUAAUUCGCCCAGUGGAAGAAAUCACAGAGGAGGAUUUGGAGAACAUCUGCAACAACUCUCGAGAGAAGAUAUACAACCGUUCAUUGGGAUCUACUUGUCAUCAGUGCCGCCAGAAAACUAUUGAUACCAAAACAAACUGCAGAAACCCAGAGUGCUGGGGCGUUCGAGGUCAGUUCUGCGGUCCCUGCCUUCGAAACCGUUACGGUGAAGAGGUCAAGGAUGCUCUGCUCGAUCCAAACUGGCAUUGCCCACCUUGUCGUGGAAUCUGCAACUGCAGUUUCUGUCGGCAGCGAGAUGGGCGGUGUGCGACCGGGGUCCUUGUGUAUUUAGCCAAAUACCAUGGCUUUGGGAAUGUGCAUGCUUACUUGAAAAGUCUGAAACAGGAAUUUGAAAUGCAAGCAUAAUAUCUGGAAGAUCCGCUACCUGCCUUCCACUGCGCAAAUCUUCCUUGUUGAAGUUUUCAGUUUCGUCAUGUGAUGGAAACCCAAGUGGGGAAUUUUGAUGGUCGGUCUGUUUUAUGGGAAACUCAAAUCCAGUUAAUCUCAUUAGACGUGCUAGUGUUUCUGAGCAGCAUGGAGGUAUAUUGCUAGCUCUACUUUGCCCUUCUGCAAUUUCUCCUUCGCUUUCCCCCACCUGCCACAUGCCGCCCCUCGCCACAUACCACCCACCUCUAUUUCCAGUGGUUCUCGCCCACCAUUUCGUUUCUGGAGUCUUAAAUGAAAAUUUUAUGAAAACAUGUUUGAUUUAAUUGGUGUUGAAAUAGCCCUGGAAUCUACCCAUAAAACCAAGCACUUAGAAACCCAGUAGUGGUGUUAACUAACUACAUCUAUUGAAUUCCAGACAACAGCCCUAACUAGUUUACACGAAAACAAGUAUGAUUUAGUGUUAGUACUAGUUGACAUUUUUUAACAGAAGGCACAAAAGUCUUAAAACCAUGUGGAAAAAUUAGGUAACUGUUGGAAAGUGGAGUAUAUUACUUUAGAUGCCUCUCAUGAGAAUAUUCCAUGUUUUAUGCUUAUUAUAUGAGUUGUCACAGUUGAGACUUAGUUGCUGCUGUUUCUUCCACCGUGAAAUUAUACGUUGCAUCUUGUCACACAGUCAUGACCCAAAGGGUUGUGGGCAAUGCUGGACUUGAAAUCACUGUAGAAAAGACAUCCUGGGGAAGUAGGAUGGUGAGGCUUUAGGAAAGGCUGAUUUGAGUUCAUGGUAUAAAACCUCAGUAUAAUUGUAGUUUGCCAAGUUUAUUUCAGUUCAUAAUGUGAAGUAUUUCAAAUAAGUUCUUGAUCACUUUGCAUGGAAAAUUGAUAUUAAUACUAGUCUACAAUUCUUUGCAGUUUUUGCUUUCUCAAAGAAAUUAUAAGCUAGGCGCAGAGUUCAUGUUCAGGUUUUAAGCACUUUUAGAAUAAUGAGAAGUGCCUUUUUGGAGAUGGGUGACUUUCAGCAGUUUGUUAACUUGACAUCGCUGCCUGUUGAGUUUCUGGGCAGAUUUCGUGUGUCAUCCCCCCUUCCCCCUUUUUUGCAUUAAUCAAUCGUUUGGUAGAGGUGGACUCUUUAAGUGUCUGUAUGUGUACUUUGCAUGGGCACCCCAUUGGCUGUGCCUUUUCUGUGUUUGAUGCAUAAUUGGACCUUGAAUCAAUAAAUGUAAAUAGAGCUUUUGAUCUGUAAUGCUUUUAUACAAAGUUUUUUAUUUUAAUAAUAAAACAUUUGUUUUAGCUUG
Molecule: messenger RNA, 2765 nt
Organism: Ceratotherium simum simum (southern white rhinoceros)
Lineage: Eukaryota; Metazoa; Chordata; Mammalia; Perissodactyla; Rhinocerotidae
Gene: CDCA7
Product: cell division cycle associated 7
Biological process (GO): regulation of DNA-templated transcription
Cellular component (GO): nucleus
Source: RefSeq, a predicted model, not a curated record